Somion occarium is the source of this 3654-nucleotide messenger RNA. The record is from the annotation of a GenBank genome assembly. NCBI's taxonomy places the organism in Eukaryota, Fungi, Basidiomycota, Agaricomycetes, Polyporales, Cerrenaceae.
GCUACGAGCACAGAUACAGAAUUGCGUUCUACGCUUUCUUCAUACUUCCCUUGCAACAAUGUCUUUGCCACAGCUAUCCAUUCACCUUUCAGAGGACACCCCCUCUGCCGUGCUAAGUCCAAUCGGGUCCAGCCCUAUGGAUCGUGUACAUGGCAGUACGGCUACUAUCGGUAGAAAUCCAUCACUGCAAAGGUCCAAGAGUGUCAAGAACGGAAAGUCAAACAAGAACGCAGUGGUCGCCAAGAAAGCGCGGGAUUUGAAAGGGUCGUUGUCCACUUUCAUGGACAACAUUGAUCCCAUAAUAAAGGUCUUGGAGGGAAUCGCCCAGGUCCAUCCCGCAGUCGCUGGCACGGUGGCUGUUUUUAGCACGUUGUUUAAAAUGGAGGUGACCCGACGAGAGAACGACGAAAGGCUCCUAGCCCUGUACGUUCAAAUCAAGGAGAUGAUGUCAUGUUUGAUACGGUUGAAGACAGUUGAGCUUGGACGCGAGAUGGACGACCUUCAGGCCAUUAUGAAAGAGGCGGAGACUGACAUAACAAACUGCGGCAAUAUUUGCGAGGCCUACAAGAAGAAGAAAUGGGCUGUCAAGGCUUUGACGAGUAUGGGAUGGGAGAAGAAACUCACUGAGCUUGGCAGAAAAUUCAUCAGGAGACGCAGUGAGAUCGAACAAGUCCUCACGGACUACAUUGCGAUAUGCGUGGGCUCAGUUCAGACCGACGUCCGUGAAAUUUCUGCGGAUGUCAAGUUCGUAAGGGAACACAUCACAAUCUUCAUGGAAGUCUUCCGAUCGAGUGACCCCAAGCCGUUGGCGGAGAUGAAGGAAUUAGCCAAGAAAAAGAAAAUCGGCAAAACAUCUCUCGAGAAGUUGGACCAAGCCACUUUGAAAGAAUUCGUUGCGGCCGAAAAGGAGUUGCAACAUGGCGAGAAGAACAAACAUGCUUUCACCAUCAGCGACUUGAAGGAUGAGCUUUCGCUUAGCGUGGAAAAGGCGAUAGACAAGAACUGGCAGACAUUCCACGGCAAGUUCGAGUUUAUUCAAGAGCAGAUGUUGGAUGCCAUCAGGAAGGGAAAUCGUGAAGUCAUCAAUGCUAUCAAAGAAGGACCUCAUGACAAGGUGAAGAACGAGGAAUUCAAGGCGCUCUGGAAGGAAAUGAACUGGCGGCGUAAUGUUAAAGCCAGACUCUUCGUGACGACUCUACGUGACCACUUUCGAGAGAAGGCUCGCGAAUCAUUCGCAGACACCAACCGAGCCGAUGAUUGGACACUGCAGUAUAUCGGAAUUCACUGGUUGCAUCCAAUUAUGGAAGCCUUUGACGACGAUUACUCAGGGUAUGUUACUGUCGUCGAGCUGAAUGAAUUCACAGAUUCUUUGCCUAACGUCCUGGGCUGGAGUAUGCAGCAAUGGGUUGCAUACUGGGCAGUUGGAUGGCAACUUACUGCUCUACACUAUCGGGAUCGCAUCCAUCGCGUCCUUACGGUCAUGCAUGCUCUCCGACCUCGGAUAUGUUCCGAAAAUCGGACUCAGAUUGAUCUUUACUUGGGUGUGGUCUGGACCGAAGUCGUCGAGAUCACCAUGGCGCUUUCCGGCGAGAAGUCAGAAUUACCUGCGGGUUUAUUCUCCAAAUUCCAAGCGUAUAUUAACCAUGAAGAGAAUCGCAUUCGAAAAAACCUGGAGCGUAUCAAUUACAACCUUGACACUGUCGACGAUGUUCGCGCUGUUGCAGGACAAGGUCGAAUUGAGAAGUACAUCCUUCCACUUAUCUUUUUGCUGCUUGAGCGACAUUUGAAACUAUUCCGAGUGGCUCAGAACCGUGUUCUCCAAAAUGACGCACUUGAACCAUGUGUCGAAGGCCUAUUUACGAUACUGGAAGCUGCACAAGACCGCGUCGACGACUUGAGGGAACUUUUUCAGCAUCAAAGGCUCCAUGUGGGCCGUCAAUUUGACGUAGUUGCUUGCGGACUGUUCUCGUACCUUCAUGAUUCAUCAGGGUUGUGGUCGAAGCCUGACUUCGGCGCUCCAAACUUCCGCGCAAGCGAAAUCGACGAGAAAGAGCUCGAAGACCUGCAAUCCGAUCCGAAUCUUGAGACUGAAUUGAAACACGUUCUGCGUGACAACGAGCUAAUUGAACACUGGCUAUCUGACUCAGAACUAGAGGAGCAGCGUUCAAGACUAGAGGCGAUAAUUCCACCGGGGACACCGGGUGCCAAUGACAUCAUCGAACACCUGCUGGCUACCAUCCCAAUGCAUUUCGAAUUCGUGUGUGACGGGUGCGGUACUUCUCCUAUAUACGGUGCUCGAAUCUUCUGUUUGGAAUGUCGAACAGAUACUUCGGCAGUAUGGUGGCAUAAAGUCGAUUUCUGCGACAAUCCGGCAUGUUGGACUUCACCUCCUACAUGUCACCGUCCGACACAUGAUAUUGUCAAAACCCGCAUUCAUAUCCAACGAUUCGAUUUACCUGAUCUCUACAACAACAUUAGGAAAGUGUUGGGUAAAUUCAGAUCUGGACCGGAUGCUGCUGACCAAAUGACAAACGGAGUCAUGGAAGGCAGCGGCGAUGAUGACGACGAGGGGGAGGGGGAGGGAGAGGAGGAGGACAUGCCCAUGAGGUCACUACGGCGCCGGUGCAUCAUAUGCAGGCAUGACAUCAGAGGUGAAUGUUGGCUUUGCGUCGAAUGCGAAGAUUGUAUCUGUGAUUUCUGUGAGGCUCAACUUCUUUUACCUUGCGUGUCGUGCAAGUCGCUUUUCGUGCAGCCCGAUUGGUACUAUGGCGCAAGUACUGACGACACCUAUAUGUGCUUCAACUGCUCUAAUCGGAGCGGAGAUGUAAGCUAUCCGUCGGAAGAAAUAUCUGAGGAAUCGCAUGAAGUGGCAAGGGGCGGUUGGUCCAGUGAUGCAGGAAGCUCAGAUGAUGAAGACGCCGAAUCGUACAACCACAAUGCAGGUUUUGCCGACGAUCAUGCAUAUCGACAGGAUUAUGGACCGGAACCGGACGGGCAGUACUAUGAACAAAGCCCAAAUUAUGCCGAUGAAACGUGGGACUGGGACGAGUCCUAUGAGUAUGGUUAUGACGAAUAUUCAGACGAGGAGUCAACUUCUACGGAAGAGGACGGUGGUCACCCUCUACGCCGACAUACCCAUGCGCAUCCUCUCGUUCGACUAAAAGACCAUAUCGAAGCCCCUCUUCAGACCACGGGGCCGUCUAUCGAUGACAGGUUGACUUCCGUGGAAGUUAAGGGCCAUCAAAUGGACGACAAGCUCACCCAGCUACAGCAAAUCAUGAUACAUGGGUUUAACCGAAUUGGUGCACUUCUGGGGGCUAAUAUGGAAAGCUCUGAGCACGGUGAUGAAAACGAAGAGUGGCAGUCGCAGGGAAGGGUCUCAGCUUCGAUGGUUAUUUCAGCGUUGUCGUGAUCGAUACGCGGUUGCCUGUGUUCCGAACGUAGGGUCGACCAAGUCAAUCGUGUACGCCAGGGCUAGCAGCGUUCUCUGAUGUUUGGCGAAUCAUCCCUCUUGUACAACAGUGUAAACAUAGAAACCAUAUGAUAUUUGAGAAUCAUUUUGCCUGCAACCCGUUGUUCCCAGAAUUGAUAUACUACUAUGCUAUCACAUUUCCCGCAUUCUCGCCCUCAAUAUUCGGUGUUUACGCAUCCAUC